GCGAAACUAUUUUCGGUUGACGAGGAAAUCAGUGUGUUCCCGCGAAGACCAGCACAAAACUGAUGCGUCAUUUUAACAUUCGCUCCAUAAGUCAUAACCAAAUUACAGCCGUGUUCGAGAUAUUUGCUGGAUCUAUGAUAUUAAUUUGUGGGCAAUUCUCUUUGCUCAGAGAUUACUGCCUCCGAAUUGGUGGUAGAGGCAACAUGUUGAGUCAUAGUAACAGACGAGAUUCUCGAGCUCAUUAUAGAAUAAAAUUAUGUCAUAAAUAUCACGUUAUUAUACUUAGGAUGGUCAGUAAGCUGAACUACUUAUUGAGGACAAUCAUUGGAGUAUAUUUCUUCGUAGCUACACUCACACUCUGUUCCGUAGCUAUUGAAAUUCAAUAUGACUUGAGCGCCACACAAAUGAUAUCGUUACUACAAUACAUCAGUGCAACUUUAGUACAGAUUUACUUGUUUUGUCAUUAUGGCGAUUCUGUUAUGAAUGAGAGCUUCGUUGGUCUGGGCGAGGGUCCAUUUGCAUGCGCCUGGUGGUCUCUCGGUCCCAAGGUGCGUCGUGAACUAUCAAUUCUUUGCUGCGGUAUGUCACAACGAUGCAGACUCUUUGCCGGACCUUUUAAUACGCUUGACCUACUCUCCUUUGUACAGAUUGUACGAACUGCUUACAGCGUCUAUGCAGUUCUUCGGCAGACAUCCGAAUAGAUCACAAUUAGGUUGAAGGAUACAAUGAA
This is a messenger RNA of Leptidea sinapis, 730 nucleotides long. RefSeq names its product odorant receptor 85c-like. Gene Ontology annotation, cellular component: plasma membrane. Gene Ontology annotation, molecular function: odorant binding; olfactory receptor activity. The record is from RefSeq and is a predicted model, not a curated record. Bases 63 to 701 code for a protein of 212 amino acids. The transcript has 6 exons. Gene Ontology annotation, biological process: detection of chemical stimulus involved in sensory perception of smell; sensory perception of smell. Lineage: Eukaryota; Metazoa; Arthropoda; Insecta; Lepidoptera; Pieridae.